This is a messenger RNA of Parasteatoda tepidariorum (common house spider), 3080 nucleotides long. NCBI's taxonomy places the organism in Eukaryota, Metazoa, Arthropoda, Arachnida, Araneae, Theridiidae. The record is from RefSeq and is a predicted model, not a curated record.
UGAAGAUCUAAAAUAUUUGGUGACUUUUUGUUCACGCCUUACUGACAGAAAAGUACGACUAUGAGUUAUAUUCUUAGAGUUCGUACCCUUCUGUGAUGUUAUUUUAUGUUUCUCGUAGCCUGCUUUCUAGAUGUUGCCAAGACUUCGCGAUUAUUUUGCAACAGAUCUCGAUACAGAAAUCUUCCCUUUCUCCCCUUUUAUAUAUCAGCCCAUCAUACUAAUGUGCAUUGUUUCCGUGAUAUAAAGUUACUCAUUGCUGAUAAAACCAGGGGCGUAUAUAUGGGGGGUGCCGAGGGGGCCAGGGCCCCUCCCGAAAUCCGAAGGAAAAAAAUUAUAUAUAUACACGUAUAGUUAGUUGAUAUUCGGAUGGCUUUGCUAGCAAAUAGUUUCCGAAAAAAAGUAUAGAUGGCGCUAAGAGUAUCGUAAAUCUAAAAUGAAGGCGUACAAUGAAGGCGUGGCCUAUUUUGAAGACCCAAUCGAGAUUUUGAAUAGGUUCCUUUUCGAAGAUUUUAGACUGUUCCAGAAAUCAAAGCUUCUCGAAUUCAUGCGCUCUAACUCAAUCUAUAUAAGCGGGAAACAUUUGUUGUUAAGUCAAUUGCAUUCAUAAUGAAGAGACAAGCUUCUAUUAUAAAUUUUUUUGCAAAAAAACAGAUUGUAAAUAAGUCUAUUAGCGACAGUACUGAAGUUGGCUGUGCUACUAAGAAUGUUUCUUCUGGUUUCGAAGGUAUUGGUACGGUUGAUCCACAUCCAGCCCCACUUACAGAGGACUUCAACCAGGUAAAAAGAAAUAUCUAUGAUAUUGGAAACUAUUGUCAAAACGAUUCCGUUCGUUCGUUAACAAAUGAAGAAAAAAUUUCGCUUGUAGAAAAUGUUUGGAAACCACAACCUGCAUACAAAUUUCCUUCUAAUUCCAGUUGUUCUACUUCAACCCAUACUAGAACUUUUCAAAUGAAAUGGUUAGAAGAAUUUGAGUGGUUAGCUUAUUCUGAAGAAAAAUCCGGAUCUUUUUGUAAAUAUUGCGUAAUAUUUUCACCUUCCAAUACUGUAGGAAAAGGAGAUCAUCAAGUAACAGGGGCAUUAGUAACACGGGCAUUUAAUAAUUUGAAAAAAGCCAAGGAAAUAUUUCGUAAACAUGAAAAUUGCAUUUAUCAUAAAACAUCAGUUUUGAUUGCUGAAGACACAAAAUCCAUUGUAAAAAAAAAGCUGACAGUGUUAUCAAUCAAGUCAAUUCUCAAAGAAAAUUGGAUAUUGAAAAAAACAGAAAAAGAUUGAUUCCUAUUAUACAAACUAUAAGAUUUUGUGGAAGGCAACAAAUAGCAGUGAGAGGUCAUCGUGAUGGUGGACGAAUAGGCCUAGAAGAACCCGAAAAAAAUGACGGAAAUUUUCGAUCAUUGCUGAGAUACCGAGCUAACAGUGGAGAUAAAGACCUUAAAGAUCAAUUAAUGAACAGUGGUGGGAAGAGUAUGUACACCAGUUCUUUUAUACAAAACGAAAUCAUUGACACGUUUGGUCAUUUAAUCCAAUCUCAAAUUGUGACAAAUGUCAGGAAGUCUAUUUUUUAUUCCAUUUUAGCAGAUGAAACCACUGACAUUAGCCAAGUAGAGCAGUUUUCUCUUUGCGUACGGUAUGUUGAAGACCAAUCAUACGAAAUUAGAGAAGAUUUUUUAACUUUCGUCCCCGUUCAUGACGUUACUGGUGCAGGCUUAGCUAACACAGUGUUGGAGACCUUGUCAAGUUUAGGAUUUGACUUAAAGAAAAUGAGAGGUCAAGGAUACGACGGUGCUUCCGCGAUGAGAGGGCAAUUCAGAGGGGUACAAGCUUUUAUCAGAGAAAAACUUCCACUGGCCUUGUAUACACAUUGUUCAUCACAUAGUCUAAAUUUGUGUUUGUCAGAUGCAAGUAACAUCCCUUCUAUAAGAAAUUGCAUGGGCGUUAUCAAAGAAGUCUGCGGAUUUUUCCACAAGUCAGCCAAAAGAACUGAAAUACUGAAAUCGACGAUAUCUGACUGCUGUCCUGAACAGAAAAAAAAGAAACUUAUUUCACUCUGUGAAACACGAUGGGUGGAUAGGCACGACUCUGUGUUUUUGUUUAAAGAUAUUUUAGAACCAAUCAUUCUCUCUCUUUUGAAAAUAGAAGAAGAAUCAAGUGACUCAGCACCUAAGGCACAUGCUCUAGGUAGUUCUAUCAGUCAAUUUCAAUUUCUUGUCAAUCUUUUUCUUUUGAGCCGCAUGCUGUCAACUACACAUAACUUAUCCGAGACGCUUCAAAAAAGAAACAUAGAUCUUUCUCAAGCCAUGGCAAAUGUUACAAGCGUCUUAGAUCUGCUAUCGAAGCAAAGGGCAAAUGCUGAAGACAACUUUAAAACCCUGUAUGUUGAAGUAAAGGAAUUUGCUGAAAAACUCGACAUUAAAGAAGAGAUUCCAAGAAUUUGUCGUCUUCAAACAGCCCGCAACAACGUCCCUUACAGCACAAAGGAAGAGUACUAUCGACGAAUUGUUUAUGUACCUUACCUUGACGAUUUUUGUAAUUCCCUAAAGGAACGCUUUCAAUCUCACAAGGAAACAGUUGCAUCCUUACAACACAUACUUCCAGAAUUUUGUAUAAAAACAGAUUUCAGUUCUCUGGAAGCUGCUUUCAAUUUCUACGAAGACGAUUUGUCCCAUAAAGAGAUCGUGAAAAGUGAAUUUAUGUUAUGGAGAGAAAAGUGGAGUCGGGAUAAAUCUGAAGAUCUUCCCAAAACAGCAAUUUGUUGUUUAGAAAAAUGUGACAAGACUUUCUUCCCUAACAUUUAUAUUCUUUUAAAAUUACUAGCAGUUCUACCUGUUUCUGUUGCGACUGUGGAAAGAAGCUUCUCAAGUUUAAGAAGACUGAAGUCUUACUUAAGAAACACCACUUCGGAAAAUAGACUUAAUGGACUUGCAUUACUUUCCAUCCAUAGAGACGUUAAAAUAAGCGAUGAAGAAGUACUUGAUAAGUUUGCAAGUGUACCAAGAAAUCUGAACUUUGUUUUGUAAAUUUUACUUAAAAAGACAAACUUCUUAUAUAUAAAUAUAUAUAUAUAUAUGUAUGUACAGUCGUCA